Orussus abietinus is the source of this 4222-nucleotide messenger RNA. Its product is annotated as neuroguidin. The transcript has 4 exons. NCBI's taxonomy places the organism in Eukaryota, Metazoa, Arthropoda, Insecta, Hymenoptera, Orussidae. Gene Ontology annotation, biological process: maturation of SSU-rRNA from tricistronic rRNA transcript (SSU-rRNA, 5.8S rRNA, LSU-rRNA). Gene Ontology annotation, cellular component: small-subunit processome; nucleolus. Bases 146 to 1060 code for a protein of 304 amino acids. The record is from RefSeq and is a predicted model, not a curated record.
UUCUCGUCGUUCACCGUUUCCAGUGACUUUUCGCUAAGUUUUACCGCGAAGAAUAGGUUACCGGAGUGUUUUCCUACUAAUCUUUCCGAGUAUUCGGGAUUUUUCGAUUGGAAAAGGAAGCCUCGAAAUAUGAAGGUGGAGAAAAAUGGCAAUUGAUGAGAUGGAGCAAAGGGAUUUGCCACAGGCAAUCCGCUUGCUCGGGGAAAUGAAUGCCAAUGUUGUUCAGGUGAAUCAACUCGUUGACAACAUGUUGGUGCGAGUAAAGAAUGGAGAGAUCUCAACGGAUAAGGGAUUAAGUUUUUUGGAGAUGAAGUAUCAUAUGUUGCUGUCUUAUCUGAUUAAUUUGACUUAUAUUGUACUGAGAAAAUGUUCCGGAGAGCGCAUUGAAGGAGAUCCAUCGAUAGAUCGCCUAGUAGAAAUCAGAACAGUUUUGGAGAAGAUUCGCCCAAUAGACCAUAAGCUGAAAUAUCAAAUAGAUAAACUGGUUAAAACGGCAGUAACCGGCACAACUGGUGGCAACGAUCCAAUUAAUUUCAAAGCUAAUCCCGGGGCAUUAAUGGCAAAAAUUGAGAGCUCAGAUGAAGAAUCUGAUGACGAAGGGAGUGAGAAAGGAGACACUGCUGACGCGUCUCGGUCAAGAAAGUCUGGUGUCUACAUUCCGCCCAAACUUGCUGCUGUUCACUAUGAUGGCGAUGAAACGUUGGCAGAGAAAAUGCGUAAAGCAGGAGAGAGAGCACGUAGACGAGCCAUAUCUGGUGCAGUACUUCGUGAACUGCGGGAAGAAUAUCUAGAUGCUCCCGUUGAAGAUUCACAAAGUCUUGGAGAGAAGCAGGCGAGUUUGGGACAUGAGAAUAAGAGAAAGGUUGAGUAUGAAGAGAAUUACAUGACUCGUUUGCCAGUAACCAAGGAGGAGAAGCACCGACGUCGACAGAUGACCACGCUCGGUACUCUCGGAGAUGAAAUCACCAGUUUUGGUGGCCCAUCUUCGGUUUCUGCUAAAAAAAGAAAAGCUCCUAAAGGAAAAGGAAGAAAGAGCUUCAAGAAAAAGCGGCGUCACUAACCUGGCAGGUGUUGUGGUUUCUUCGAUGCGAAAGAAAGUGUCGUACUAUGAUAACGGGGCAGGUAACAUGUAAUGCAGUCUCUCGGACUAAAUUCUCAUUCGGAGCUGUUAUCGGCAAGUACUCUCGUUACUAAGUUCUGCUAUUUAAUUAUUGAUACGUCUUAGCGUAAACGAGCGCCCAUCGAAGGGAGGAGGGAACCUACCACGAUGCUAAUUUAUUACUAUGUAAGAGGUCGUGUAAUGGUCGUGUAAUUGAUAACUAUAGUCGCUACUGGUUUUAAUCUUUAAACGCUGUCCAGUUUAACGAUUUCGGAUCACGGUGCCGUCGUAAAAAAGUAAGUCGAGCUUUGCGUAUGCACUAUUUAUGCAUGAUUCCUCAUGUACCAAGGAAGUUCUUCGGCCUCGUGAUCCGAAAGUGCCAAGAAGCACAGGCGUCAAAGCGGAAAGCAGAAGUGACUGCUUUAUUUUGAGAUAUUCUCUGGCUAGGAAGGGAGCAGCAACUGAAGCGAUAAUAUCGAAUUAAUUGUUACAGGAGCGUACAAAUCUUGAGACAUUCAAAGCCGGAUCAGUGAACUCGUAUGUUAAUAUUUAACUAAAAGUAAUAGAACAAUGCAAGGCGAGGCUUCUUACAUAACAUAAAAACAUCUUGUUGCGCGCAUUUUAAAAUUAUAUUUUUUUUCUUUUAUUGGCAUGCUAUGCAAGUGAAAGAAAGAAUGCAGAAGAUGUUGCUGUUGUUUCAAAUUUCCAGGUUAUGUGACACAGAACCUUAUUAAAAUUCUGUACAUUAAUUGUACAAGAUUUCCCAAUGCUUUAUUUAUAAAAAGGCUUUAAGUAAAAACAUGCAUUGGAUGUUGAAAAGUAAUGUAAGAAGCUUGCUUUUGCGCAAAUAAUAACUUUCGAAACCCUCGAGUUUCCAGAAGUUCUUAAAAACUUCUAAGGCUGACGGUUCAUUGCCUUACGUGGCGUGUGUCUUUGGAUUUCUUCGCUGUUCUAGAGUAGGCUAUGUAGUUACUAGCUAUUCGAUGAUCAUUGUGUACGUUUUGUUCGUGUUUUCUCCCAGGUGAAAAUGUUGAGGCUAUUGCAUUUUGAGGUAGUUCAUUUUGUUUUUAAUUCCAUAUGUCUUACGUUAAGUUUUUCCACUUUACACGUGUUCUCGUGUGGUUUAGUUCGUUGUGUUAUACCAGUUGAUAGGUUCGACUGGUUCGUUAAGCUUUCUAUUGAUGGUAAUCUAAGAAUACUGUGGACGUGACAAAAUUCAAAAUUCAAUAUUUACAAUUAAUCUAGUACAGUCCUGAUUUUACUGGAAUGUUUAUUAGUUUCCUAGGAAGAUGGAGUGCGUAGGGUCAAGUAGUAAGUCGACUGUUAUUGGAGUCCAUCGACAGGAUCGGACUUCUGGGGAAGCAACGUGGUACUGUCUCUCAUCGGUCAAGUUCUUCUUCACUGAUGUAACCGCCUUUCUUGCGUUCUUUCCGGUCUUUUACUCCGAUGAGUCCGUUCAUCGUCGUUCAAGAGACUGAUCACAAAUUAUGCCCAGAGUUCAGACGAUGCAGUGGAUGAUUUUUUCAACAAAAUUUCGUCGUUCAAGAGACAGAUCACAAAUUAUGCCCAGAGUUCAGACGAUGCAGUGGAUGAUUUUUUCAACAAAAUUUUCACUCCGAGUGCCUGUCAAGUGCAGAAUCAAUCCACGAAGUGACUUCCGUCGACGUCGACUCGCUGCUUGUCGAGCUGUGACGACUCAACCAUCCAUAGAUGUUAUAUUUUUUACAGAAGUGUUCACCUGAUUGAGUCGGUCCCUGUGAGAUGUGACCCUACGUGACCCCUCUUUCCUCUUCAAUCUAUGAAAGAAGUGUUUAAAAUGUGAUAAAUCGAUCGUGAAGUAAUAGUUAAAUGGAAAAAGAGGAUGAAAGGGCGAGAGAGAAAGAGAGAAAAAGAGAGAGAGAGAGAGAAAGAGAAAAUGACACUUAAUGAAGAAGAAAAAAUAAAGAAGAAGAUGGAAUGAUUGCUGGGCAUUAUUUACAAGUGCUAGCAAAAGCCUAACGUCAGAGCAUCCUCGUCGAAUUUCGAAGUGGGAACGGAGAGUCCAAUUUUGGAAAAACCUUGGGCCUGUGUCGUUGCAGUGUUAGUGUAUUUUAUUAUUAAAGAACAAGACUUCGGGAGGCACUCGCCGGUCUAUUAUCAUAUAGUGUUAGAUAGGUUCACUAUGAAGAUACCAGAUGUGUAUUUAUUGAAUACAUUUGUAUACACUUGUGUUCAGUAUAGUUAUAUUGAAUGCAUUGUAUUCAAUGAAUGCAAAUGUUGAAGUGCAAUAACUAGCUGAUUAAAUAGGAAAGAUAAAUCAAAUAAUAUUUACGAAGUUUUUAAACAAUAAGGAUACAUACUUUAUGAGCACUUUAAAUGGUAAAAUGCAUCGCUGCGCGUCGAUGACAGUGCAGGAUGCAUUUCUUAAUGCAAUAACAAGUGGAAACAAAAUAGAUGGUACCUUUUAAUUACUCGCACAAGUGGCUUAAUUAUUCGCAGUGUUUUUACGAAGGACUAGAUUUUGUAAAUUUGCGCAAUAAUUUGCCAUGUAAAUCAAUUAAUUAAAUGGUAAACGCUAUCAGCUACUUAUUACACCUAGAAAUUUGUAUUCUUGUGAAAGUAUUCAUUGAAUGCAGAUACGCCCGUCCGUGAGACUUAUUGUUAAACAAGUUCAGUACAAAGCUACAGACUAAUGGAAAGAAAAUAAAUCGGCCCAGGCUUUUUCCCGGCGAUUGGACCCUCGUUCAGCUCACAUAGACUGUUGUUAAUUUGUAACGUUACUCAUAGUAAUCAGAAUUGAUUUCCGAUAGGACAGGGUUCUACGAUCUGCGCCGCCAUGGAGAUUAUGUUUUACGAGAUAAACAAUUCCUCUUCAGAGUUAGGAUCUUCAGUGUUAUGGACAUGAAACAAUUAUCAGACUGCGGGAUAAUCUUGGGCCGAAAUUAUCGGUGCAGUAAAACGAUAAAUGCGAUUAUCGUUAUUCUUACAACACUUGGAUUUCUUUUCGUUGCGACCCUGUUGUUAGAUCUGUCUAGUAAAAGAUCUGUCUCUUGUAAAAAUAGAGGGAAAAAACUUAAGGUGAAGUGAAACACGUCAAGGAACUUAAUCGACGUCAGUAAAGAUUUUUCUAAGUACCUAUGUUGU